Molecule: messenger RNA, 1181 nt
Organism: Bipolaris maydis ATCC 48331
Lineage: Eukaryota; Fungi; Ascomycota; Dothideomycetes; Pleosporales; Pleosporaceae
Source: RefSeq, a predicted model, not a curated record
UCCAUAUGCACGGUUUGUUAUCUCGGCCAAUGAAGGACUUUGAACAAGUCGCUAGGUGCAAGGCUGAGGCACACUUGCAACCGGAAGAAAUCCUUCGAACACGCCACUCUCAUCCCCGCCUGCUCCAGGCAAUCUACAUUACAGCCCAGGGUCCCUUCAGUGCCGGCUGAGCGUUCUUACACUUAAUGAUGUUUCUCUAUCUCCUUCUAGUCAUAUCACAGAUCGCCAGCGCAGCCGGUUACUGUUACAGCCGUAAUGGCACUACUCUUCUCAACGCUGCUUUCCAACCAUGUAACAACACCACAAAAUAUUCCGCAUGCUGCAUGACGAACCAUAGCGGCGCCGGAGACGUCGGCAUCGCAGAUGAUGUGUGCAUGGAAAAUGGCCUUUGUCAGAACUAUGCGGCAUUCGACGGGAACAACGAGGGUGAGCAAGUUUGGUCAAGACAGGGCUGUACAGACCCACUGUGGAACAGCCCGUACUGUCUUGGAGACGUUUGUAACAAACCAGAAUACGCCGACAAAUGGGGCAAUGUGGGCGUUCACAACUGCGGAGGGAAAACCUGGUGCUGUGGAGAGAAGACCUGUUGUAAUAAUAAGAGCAGUAUUUUCGAAAUCGCAGCAACCGUGGGUUCGACAUCGACUCUUUCCUCAGCGAUGCCCUUUUCGUCAUUGACACCCGCUUCCUCAACAACAACAUCGUCAGCCUUGACACCUACCUCAUCUUCUGCCUUCAAGGGAGACAUCUCAUCAGGUGGUCUUAGUACAGGCGAAAAAGCUGGUAUUGGGGUUGGUAUAGCAAUCUUUGGAAUCAUGGUGACUGCAAUCGCAUGGCUGAUAACCAGGUCGACAAAGUCCAUCAGGGGAAAAGACAGACCUUCAGACGGAAGCACGCUGCAUGCGGAUGUAUCACAGGCCGAAAAGCAACAGUUAGGUGUUCAUUUACAUGAGCUGUGGUCGAAUCAUGGAUAUGGAGAGUUGGGCCCAAGUGAAGAUGCAGAACUAGCGGCAAUCAAUGUCCCUCAGGAGUUAGAGGCCAGAAGUCAUAAUGUACACCAAGGUACGCGAGUGCCGUAACCUUAGGCACAAACCUAUCACUUGAUAUUUCAACUAAACAAAUAGACACUCCUAAAAGUACGAAGUUAAAGUCUAUCCAAAUGACACAGAUAUUGAUUACCGUUA